AUGGGUGCCCUAGCCAUGCAAAGCCCCCACGGGGUUUCCGUUCUAGCUACAAAAUUGCAAUUUAUCUAUAGAGGAAUUUUAUUUGCUACAGCUGCUGGGGAGACUAUUUGGGCUAUUGUCAGCAACAUUGUGGAUGAUGUGAGAGACUUGCUCAUGCGGUUUUCUUUAAAGGAAGUCCAAAUUCGACAUAGGGAGUGUAACAAAGUGGUUCGUGCUAUUGCUCGUUUUGCUUUACACGAAGAAGGUCCUUAUUGUUAG
Molecule: messenger RNA, 258 nt
Organism: Prunus armeniaca (apricot)
Lineage: Eukaryota; Viridiplantae; Streptophyta; Magnoliopsida; Rosales; Rosaceae
Source: the annotation of a GenBank genome assembly